ACAAAAAAGGACAUAAUAGUUUUGCCAAAAAUAAAGAGAACAAAAUCCUCUCAUUGUUAAUUUGUCACACGGCUCUUGGAACAAACAAAUCGUGUGACAAGUAAGUUUUUAUGUACAACACUUCUUCUUCAACCUUUCUUCUUGAACAAACAAAUCUCAAGCCGAAGAAAGAAAGAGCGAUGGUGAAGGAAAUAGAGCUCAUCUUCAUACCAGUUCCAUCCACAGGUCACCUUCUCGUCAACAUUGAGUUCGCCAAGCGUCUCAUCAGUCUUGACCAUCGGAUCCACACCAUCACCGUCCUCCAAUUGAAUUCACCCACUUCUCCUCACGCCUCCGUCUUCGCCAGAUCUCUCAUCGCCUCACAGCCCCGAAUCCGCAUCCACGACAUUCCCUCUCUCCACGAUCCUCCGCCAUUGGAUCUCUACCAAAGAGCUCCUGAAACUUUCAUUGUCCAGCUCAUCAAGAAAACCACUCCUCUGAUAAAAGACGCAGUCUCCAGCAUCCUUGAGUCGCGUCGCCGAGGCUCAGAUUCGGUUCGGGUCGCCGGUUUGGUUAUCGACUUCUUCUGCAAUUCGUUGAUCAACGACGUUGGUAACGAGCUUGACCUCCCUUCUUACAUAUUCCUGACGUGUAACGCUAGAUAUUUGGGUAUGAUGAAGUAUCUUCCGGAUCGGCACCGGAAAAUCGCCUCAAAGCUCGAUUGGAACUCGGCCGAUGAGGAGUUGUCGAUUCCCGGAUUUGUUAACUCUAUUCCGGCGAAAUUUAUGCCGCCGGGUUUGUUCAAUGGAGAAGCCUACGAGGCUUACGUAGAGCUAUCGCCGAGAUUCCGCGACGCCAAGGGUAUUUUGAUAAAUUCGUUCGCGGAGCUUGAGCCGCACCCGUUUGACUAUUUCUCUCAGCAAGAUAACUACCCUCCGGUGUACCCAGUCGGACCAAUUCUGAGCUUAAAGGAUCGAGCGAGUCCGAACGAAGAGGCGGCAGAUCGGGAUCGGAUAAUGGGAUGGCUCGAGGAUCAGCCUGAUUCGUCGGUGUUGUUCCUAUGCUUCGGGAGCAGAGGAAGCGUUGAUGAGCCGCAAGUGAAGGAGAUAGCUCGAGCGCUCGAACUCGUCGGCUGCAGAUUUCUUUGGUCAAUCCGAACAAGCCCCGUAGAGAGGAACCCUGACGAUGUGUUGCCCGAGGGAUUCAUGGGCCGAGUGGCGGGCCGGGGAUUGGUUUGUGGUUGGGCUCCACAGGUGGAAGUGCUGGCCCAUAAAGCGAUAGGAGGGUUUGUGUCUCAUUGUGGUUGGAACUCCACGCUUGAGAGCUUGUGGUUCGGGGUGCCGAUCGCCACGUGGCCGAUGUACGCUGAGCAACAGCUGAACGCAUUCACAUUGGUGAAGGAGUUAGAGUUAGCCGUGGAUCUGCGGAUGGAUUACGUGUCGGGUCGUGGGGGUUUGGUGGCUUGUGACGAGAUCGCGAGAGCCGUCCGAUCUUUGAUGGACGGUGGGGAGGGGAAGAGGCAAAAGGUGAAGGAGAUGGCUAAUGCUGCGAGGAAGGCUUUGAUGGACGGAGGAUCGUCGUCUUUGGCGACUGCUCGAUUCAUUAGAGAGUUAUUGGAGGAUGGUUCUUGCUAAUCUCUGAUCUUGGGGAACAUAUUUAUUAUACUUAAUACCGUUUUUGUUUCACCAAUCAAUAAACUUACAGGUAUAUGAAAAUUAUUAUGGCUCAGUAAA
Messenger RNA from Eutrema salsugineum, 1712 nucleotides. Its product is annotated as UDP-glycosyltransferase 71C4. The transcript has a single exon. The record is from RefSeq and is a predicted model, not a curated record. Gene Ontology annotation, molecular function: UDP-glycosyltransferase activity. The coding region runs from base 111 to 1613 and encodes 500 amino acids. NCBI's taxonomy places the organism in Eukaryota, Viridiplantae, Streptophyta, Magnoliopsida, Brassicales, Brassicaceae.